AUGUUCAAGUCAACGAACCCUAUGAUGGCGCGCCUGCGCUUGACGACCAAGGCGAUCAACGGCGGUUACUACAAGGGUAAUCGGACAGGCUCAAUGGGUCGCUUCGACAAACAUGGCAACUACGUGAUCGACUACAAGAAAGUCCGCACCUACGUGGUUCCGGAAGACCUGAAAGACUUCAAGCUUACACCCUUUGUCACCAAACGCGCGGAGGCAAAGCGAAGCAUUUACAACAAGGAGAUUGAGCAGAAUGGGCGCACAUACACCGUGGUCGACAAGAUGACGGGCCGAAACUACCUCGAGCUAUGGGCUGAGCGCAAUGGUGAAGAAGUCUACGAGCGCGAGUUGAUCGAGAACCCCGUCGAGGAAAUCAAGACGGCCGAGAUUCCGGACAAGAUGCCGGAAGAGAUGCCAGCGAAGAGCCACUAA
Molecule: messenger RNA, 429 nt
Organism: Penicillium maclennaniae
Lineage: Eukaryota; Fungi; Ascomycota; Eurotiomycetes; Eurotiales; Aspergillaceae
Product: mitochondrial 54S ribosomal protein mL41
Exons: 2
Coding region: 1-429 (142 amino acids)
Biological process (GO): translation
Cellular component (GO): mitochondrial large ribosomal subunit
Molecular function (GO): structural constituent of ribosome
Source: RefSeq, a predicted model, not a curated record